Molecule: messenger RNA, 1768 nt
Organism: Cercospora beticola
Lineage: Eukaryota; Fungi; Ascomycota; Dothideomycetes; Mycosphaerellales; Mycosphaerellaceae
Product: ubiquitin fusion degradation UFD1 family protein
Cellular component (GO): VCP-NPL4-UFD1 AAA ATPase complex
Molecular function (GO): polyubiquitin modification-dependent protein binding
Source: RefSeq, a predicted model, not a curated record
CACGCGCCAGUCGCGAGCUUCCGUACCUAUUCACCUUUGUAUGCCUGACUAAGGCUUUCUUCUGUCCUCAAAGCCUCGUAGCCCUUUACCUUUGUACUUAACCUACAAAGUCUUUCUCCUCCAGACCUCAACCCCAAAAGCUUUGCCUGCGAUAAAACCGCAGCAAACCCGCUCGUCAGCAGCCUGUCCUGCAUACACUCCCUCGCACAACAGACAUGUCGUACUAUUACGACAACAACGAUCCCCUCGCAAUGUACCGCGCCGGCGUCAUGGGCCGUGGCGUUGGCGGGCGCCCUCGCCGCUUCGACGAAUACUACCGCUGCUAUCCUAUCGCCAUGAUGCCUGGUCCUGAGCGCGACGCCGCCAACCACGGCGGCAAAAUGUUCCUACCAGCCUCAGCUCUCGACAAACUCACGCAACUCCACAUCGAAUAUCCUAUGCUCUUCGAGCUGAUCAACGGCUCAAAAGAGACAAAAACACAUGCUGGUGUACUCGAGUUCACAGCGGAAGAGGGUCGAUGCUAUCUUCCCUUCUGGAUGAUGCAGACACUCAUGCUGGAGCCGGGCGACCUGAUUCAGACCAAGAGCACGAGUCUGCCGCCUGGACGCUUCAUCAAGCUUCAACCACAAUCCAUCAACUUCCUCGACAUCUCCGACCCGAAAGCCGUGCUAGAACAGGCAUUCCGUGGCUUCAGCUGUAUGAGCAAAGGCGACGUCUUCACUUUCAGCUACAACGACACUGUCUACGAAAUCGCAGUAUUGGAGGUGAAGCCAGAGAAUGACAAGACCGCAAUCAGUGUACAAGAGACGGAUUUGGAGGUCGACUUCGCGCCACCUAUCGGAUAUGAAGAGCCAAAGCUCAGCGGAACGAGCACGCCACACAGCAUCAACUCGAAGAUGGGACAAAUGGGCGGAGGCAUGCAUGUGCAAGGCAGCAUGGCGCAAGCGAUCAACUACAACGCCAUCAAGCCAGAUUCAGAUCAAGCAGCAAAGGGCCACGAGAAGGCGAGCUCACAUUUCAGUGGUGCGGGGCAGAGAUUGGUCGCGAAGAAGGGCAAAGGCACAGCAGCGACACCUGCGUCGACCCCGGGAACAAGCACGCCGAUUUCGAACGCUGGAGGCGGAGUCGCGAUUCCGGGCAUGGCCCCGAGAUCCACGAAGCACCGCAACGGACCGCAACCACUUCGUCUCCCACCCAACAAGCUCUUCUUUGGCUACGAGAUCAAGCCGGUGCCGAACAAGGACGGGCAGCAGAGCGAAGAAGAGCAGAGCAAGAAGCAGAAUUUCGAGGGUCAAGGCAACACACUGCGAAAGAAGAAAUGAGGGGUGUAAUGCGAUGAACGAUUUGCGAAUGCCAUGAUACCUACCACGGAUGAACUGAUGACUCUGCAUUUUGGGCCUGUGCACAUAGACUGGGGCAACAGCAUAGCGCAGGCGUUUUGGAGACCACUUUUGGGAUAAAAUGCGAAUGCAGACAGCAUGGACUGACAUGCAAGAUGUCGCUUCGUAGUACAGUGUAGCUGCUGUAGCUUGUGAAAAUGCGCCAUGACCGGCGACUUCGUUAUCAUGCUCGUUUCUUGUCCUCAAUUUAGAACUCCCACCACCUGUCAUCAAACACUUUCAAUGUAGCCUCUCCGACAUCGUUUCCGACAACAGAUCCGACGUCUGACGCGAACUGGAAAUGGAUCUAGAAGUGAGUCAGCACGCCGUCCUGUAGCCAACAAACACUUUGAAGCAAAACUUACGCCCCCAAAGAUUCGACUAUCUCC